Messenger RNA from Motacilla alba alba, 4761 nucleotides. RefSeq names its product calpain 14 (gene CAPN14). Gene Ontology annotation, cellular component: cytoplasm. Lineage: Eukaryota; Metazoa; Chordata; Aves; Passeriformes; Motacillidae. The record is from RefSeq and is a predicted model, not a curated record. The transcript is spliced from 23 exons. Gene Ontology annotation, molecular function: calcium ion binding; calcium-dependent cysteine-type endopeptidase activity. The coding region runs from base 2075 to 4150 and encodes 691 amino acids. Gene Ontology annotation, biological process: proteolysis.
AGCCCGGCCGCCAUUUUGUUUCCUUGCUCGCCUCGCCUCGAAAAAAGACCUUAAAACAUCUGCUGAAAUGAACCGUGCGAGUGCAAAUCUGAGAGGGAGCCGGCUGUUCCUGAGCACUGCCAGCCUCAUCUGGGUCUCCAACCUGUCACAGAACGGGUCUGGUUGGAAGAUAGCACAACGGCGGUCUAAGCUCCCUGCUCAGGCAGGGUCACCCCAGAGCGCAUGGCACAAGAUUGCCAUAAGAUGGUUGUGGAAUACUCCAGUGAGGGACACUCCGCAGCCCUUGUAUGUUUCAUGUGUGGCCAUCAGCACAAUAAAGAACUAAUUCCUUAGGAACUCAUUCUACUCUCAGGUAGAAUUUCCUGUGUUUCAGUUUCCGCCUGUUGCCUCUUGUCCUAUUGCUUGGCACUGCUACGGAGAGCCUGGCUCCAUCCCCUUGACAGCCCCACUUUAGAUAUUUACACACAUUCAUGAGGUGCUCUCAGUUGUCUCUUGGACCGUGCUUUCCCCAGCCCAGGGAUUGGGCUGCACUGCUGCCCCUCACUUUGUAGGGCUCGCGGCUCUGGCAGUGCUUGGAAAAGUUCUCCAUCUAAGCAGAUGAGACAGACAAAUUAUCUAGUGUCCCAAAUUCUUUAUUCCUCCAGCAAUGAGGGAUGAUAGGACAGCCACAUAGGUUUUCCAGGAGCAGCCUGAGGAUCAGAAGUCCUUGGGGCUGGCCAUCAGCUCCGCUGCCAGGCUCUCCUCAUCUCCACUGCACAGCUGGGAUAAAGCACGAUGUUUUUGCUCUAAAAUAUCUCCUAAAGGCUUUUUCACUUUAGUCCAUCCCACGGGUCCGAAGAAUGUGGCAAGAGACAGUUUUGGAAGCAGUCCUGCCGUGUGGCAGUUCCUGCCCUUUCCCAGCCAUUUCAGCCGUGAGGAGCCCAGACCUUGCAUAAGCAGAGGCAGUUCUGCAUUAAAACAUUUAUUUUUUUUUUCCCCCACAGGAGGGGGGUCGCAUGGAGGCUGUAUGAUCCUGAACAAUGCUCCAGAUCCAUUUCUAUACCUCGUACUGGAGGAGAGGACACUUUCCUUGUUCUCAUUGUGUGAUCCUAGGCGCUCGUAUGCUGACCCAGGAGGUGCAAGCAGUGACUCCAGGGACCAGUUUUCUUUUUCUGGAAGAACAUAGCAGGCUGACUGUAUUUUCUGAAGAUCAGACUUUUCUGCUUUCCUGCCAAUGCCUCGAGCUGAAAGUGGAACUGAUGUUUUGAAACCUCCUCAAGACCAAUUUCCCUUGUUUCUUUAGUUUUAUAAAUAGAGGCUUUUGGCUUUAAGAAUUUGAUGACUCCUUUCCAGUGAAAACUCCUGAAAAUGAAAGGCUCCAUAGAAUUCAACAUGUUUUGGCAAGAAUUACUCAUUUUGUAGGAAAAUACUCGCUUUCAUCUUCUAGAUAGUUCUGCCAUUUAAGGGCUGUGCUCCUCUGAUGGCGCUCUGGCAUUUCUACAGCUAUAUAUGGAGUCUCUUUGGUGCUUGCUUGUGUUAUCCUCAGAGCUGAGUAAAGGCCAGGCCAGGAAGCCUUUGAUUGUAAAUCUCCCCAGGCCACCUUGGUGCCCUUCCUGAAUGCAGCAAAUGGGGAGCCAAGCAAGGUUUCUGUUGUGCAGGCUGCGGGAGCUGACUGCCACAGGUAUGGCAGAAGCACAAUUGUUCCCCCUUUACAAGGUGAGGAUAUUAAUCAUUAAACUUCACAAGUCAUAAAUAUGCAUAUCUGAUGGCUAAAUGGCCCCAAAAAAAUUCUUUGCCAUGGCUGAAGAUUGUCCCUUUCCUGUGGAUUCAUUAUCUCGGGGGCAGAUCACAACGAAACUUGACAGUCUUUAUAGACUUUCUUGAUUUAUGGGAAGACGUGGAGUUUUGUGCUUUGAAUAAUCGAGUGACAAACUAAACAAGGAAACUGCUGUCCACUGAAGCAAUGGGAAUUCUUCUGAAAAGACACGCCUCAUCCGAGAAGACCAAGAGUUUCCAGCAGAACUGAGCAGUGUGAGAUCCCUCCAGAAUUCUCAGUGGGAAAAAAAAUUAUCCUGGUGUUAUUGGAGACAUCAGCAUGCCUUUUCUGCUGUGCUUGAAAAAAAAGAAGUCACCUGUGCCUUUAGGCAGGAGUAUCUUUCAAAAGCACACCCCUCCCAUCCAGCAGAACUACCAGGCUUUGCUGGAGUCGUGCUUGAAGAACAAAUGCUUGUUCACAGACGACACCUUCCCUGCUCACAUCAGCUCCAUUGGAACAGGAGCUCUGCUAAAGAAGCUGCCCAGGAAUUUACAGUGGAAGAGGCCACACGCUUUGCACAAAAGUCCUGUAUUUUAUGCUGCACACAGAAGGCAGCUUGAUCUCUGCCAAGGAUUGGUGGAGAACUGCUGGUUCCUGGCGGCCCUGGAAGCCCUGACAUUCCACCAGGACAUCUUGGCUGCAGUUGUGCCACAAAACCAGAGCUUUGAGAGGAAAUACGCGGGCAUUUUCCACUUCCGGUUCUGGCACUUCGGGGAAUGGAUUGACGUUGUGGUUGAUGAUCUCCUGCCGGUGAAUGAGGCUGGGGAACUGCUCUUUGUUUCCUCAGUCUAUAAGAAUGUGUUUUGGGGAGCCCUUCUGGAGAAGGCAUAUGCUAAACUCUAUGGCUCCUAUGAAGAUCUGCAGAUUGGGCAAGUUUCAGAAGCCUUGGUGGAUUUUACUGGGGGUGUCAACACAAGGAUCAAGCUUGCAGAAGCUCCUCCUGAUCUGUGGGAUAUGCUAACAAGAGCCACCUACAGCAGAUCUCUCAUGGGCUGUCAGACGCACUUAGGGACAACAAAGGUCUUGAAGAAUGGGCUUGUUGCUGGCCAUGCCUACACAGUAACUGGUAUUAGGAAGGUGACCUGUCAAUAUGGACCAGAAAACCUAGUGAGACUAAGAAAUCCAUGGGGAAAGAUUGAGUGGAAAGGAGACUGGAGUGACAGCUCUUACAAGUGGGAGCUGCUGAGCCCAAAGGAGAAGAUUUUGCUGCGAAAAAAGAAGGAUGAUGGAGAAUUCUGGAUGUCUCUGCGAGAUUUUAAGAUUCAUUUUGUAGAUCUGGUGAUCUGUAAAUUAACUCCAGACCUGAUGAGCCAGGAAGAUGGGAAAAAGUGGAUGUACUCCUUGAAGAGUGGGAGAUGGGUUAAAGGAAGUACAGCAGGAGGAAGUCUGGGAUUCUGUAAUGGCAACUUUUGGAUGAACCCUCAGUACUGGCUGAAUGUGUUGCCAGUUGAAGACAGUAAGAAAAGCCCAAGUACGUGCAGCGUGGUUAUAUCCCUCAUGCAGAAACACAGCACCAAACACCGGAACCGAGCCCCUCACCUUUUCAUUGGAUUUUUACUCUAUAAGGUGGGCCUACAGUACCAGGAGAGCAACAGAAAGCUGCCCCCAAGUUUCUUCACCCGACAUCAGCCUGUGAACAAGCACCAGGUUUUCCUUGAUGAGCGGGAAGUGACUCAUGACUUCCAUCUGGAGCCUUGUGUCUACGUGAUUGUCCCAUCCACCCUGGAGCCUCAGCAAGAGUCUGAGUUCAUCCUGCGCGUCUUCUCCAGGAAGCACGUUCUUCGGGAAAUGGGCGGGAACACGAGCUUCACCCUCUCUAAGGAAAUUGUUGAUAGGUAUGAAGGCAAGAUUUGGGAGGAUUUCUUCACAAAGCAUUUUGAACAGAAUCCUGAAAUAAAUGCUGUUCAGCUCCAGAGGAUCUUGAAUAAUAUAUCUUGGAGAAAUUUCCAGAGUUUUCGUCUGAAUUUCAGUCUGGAUUCCUGCCAGGGUAUCUUGGCACUCCUGGAUCUGAAUGCCACUGGCACACUGAGUAUCCAGGAAUUCAGAGUCCUGUGGAAGAGGCUGCUUUUCUAUUUGGAAGUUUUCCAGAAGAGAGACACCAACAGAUCAGGAAAGCUUGACCUUGUGGAACUGCAUGCAGCUGUACAGGAGACAGGCAUUUCACUCAGCAAUGAAGUCUGUAAUUUGAUGGCAAUCCGAUAUGGUGACCCUGACUUACAGAUCAGUUUUGAGAGCUUUGUUUGCUUCAUGCUUCGAGUGGAGAUCAUGGGAGAGGCCUUUCGCAAUUUAACACAGGAUGGCAGAGGGAUAUACCUCCGGGAAUCUGAGUGGAUGAUGAUGACACUUUAUUCCUGAAGCAAUGCUGUAGAGGAAGAGACAACCAGACCUGUACCAGCACAAAGAAGGCUGCCUUGUUUCAACUUUUUACUUCAUAUGAAAAGUCUUCCUCAAGCAGACUUAACAUGAUGACCACAGACUUGGUGAACUGAAGUUUUACUAAUUUAUGUAUUUAUUUUGAGUCCUAUUUCACUUCAGACAACCUUACUAAGGAGAGACCAUUGGAUGCCAAUUACCACAAGUGCACAGUGGGACACCCUGGAGCAUGGUGGCUGAGUUUUUGGGGUCACCUACUUCGUGCUGAUAUAAGCACACAUUGUGGCGGGGCCCAGAGGCUGUGCUUGGUGGUGGGGCUCUUGAAUCUGGGAGGGAAAAGGCCCCUGUCGUGAAUAGCUUUUCAUCUGAUAGUGGGAUCACAGUUUUGUAGCUGCUAGGUCCAUGAUAGAGAGCUGGAAUCUGUGAGCUUCUGAGAAAGAAGGGGUGGAGACUCACAGAAUGAAUGAAUACUCUUCUCGAGCCCUGACUUGGAAAGGUGAUUUGCAAGCAUUCAAACCAUCUCUUUUGCUUUUAUAAGUAAACAUAGCUCUAUUGAAGUGGCCCUAAUUUGAUUUGACCAAGUGAUGAGCUGA